UGUGGAGUUCGGUUCGGUGCCGCGCGUCAGUGCUCCAGCGGACGCGAAUGCGCGCGUACAUUUAACUCGAUUCGGUUUUUAAUUCGUCACCCGACUCUCAUUCGCGUCGCGACGGAGCGCCGUGUGAGAGGAAGCGGUCGAGUGUAAUCGAGAUACCGUGCGUCGUGAGUGCCGUUGAGUGCAAAGUGCGCGUGUGAGUGAGAGAGAGAGAGAGAGAGAGAGAGAGAGAGAAAAGGAAAGGCGAGAUCGCGACGGUGUGAGAAAGCGGUGGCCGUACCGUUUGCGGAAAAGAAGAGAUCGCGACGUAUUCAAGAGUUGCUACGCGACAUUCCGAGCGUUCCCGACAUUCCGCGCGAGCGCCCAACGUGUUACCCGGAGGUAAAGAGCUGCUCCUUCGAUUUCGGCGGUGUUGCACGCGGCGAGCCCUUUUACGCGUUUCGUUUCUGUUGUGACUGACUCUCUUGACCGUACCUCUUGACGGAAUUCGAAAGGGGAAAAAGACAAAACGCGAAAGAAUCAACGGACGGCGCGAUUUUCCUCUCGCGAUCGUCUCGCGCUCGUGACUCAAUUAGCAUUCGUUGCUCCGAAGAAUCGUUGGAGCCUGCAGAAGCAGAGAAUCAGCGAGUGUGACGUACGCGCCCCAUUCACGGCUAACUUCAUACAUACGCGCACGCACAUAACCACACAUAUAUCCGCCGGUGAAUUCACGCCAGCGAUUACACGCGAAUGGAGUGACGUGGCAGCGCGUGCCACAGCCGGGUGUCGCCAGUCGUUUUUUUUUUGCGUUUUUUUUUAUUAAACCGCCACGCUAGUUCGUUCGCGCAGGGUGCGUCUGUCAAUCCAGUCCGUUCCCGUUGACCGGAGUUGCAUUUCAACACGGUUGUACUGCGAUCGUCGAUAAUCGACAAUUAUCACUGUUGUUAUUGCCGCGCCCGGCUGGACACGUCCGAGGUACAAUCGGACGCUAAUCGUUGCGCUCCAACGUUUCGACGUUGAAACGGCGCGAAACCGUCGCUGUUAAUAAUCGGCUGAUAAAAUCGGGAACGCGCGGCGCGCCAACGCUCGACUUUCGCCGGCUCGCCCUCGUCGGGACAUGCAACAGCUUCGCGUGACCUUUUAAGACGCAAUCUGCAUUUGGCUGGAACAGUGCGAUCGUGCUGGAAACGGUCGUCCACCGACUGUGUUGCAUCGACGAUCGAACUUCGAAUCUGCACGCGAAACCUCCGUGGAUUCGUUCAUCACGUGCCGUCACGAAAGAAGGGAGACGAAAGACAAUAAACGUCGGCGUUGCUGCGACAAAGAUAACAGCUCUUGACGGCCGGACGAAACGGCACAGCGCCGAUCAUCGACCUUGUCCCUUCGUGUCACGUUGUACUUCAACGCGAGAAUUAGCGAGGACCCGGUAAUUGCUGGCCGUUUCAGUGAGCCAAACCGGAGGGGAUUAUUAUCGUUUACACGAGUUCAGAAAUUUCAUAGCUGGAAAGGAUUACGAUACAGCGUGUGAUUGAUCUCUUGCCUUGAGAGAAAUACCUGGACGUCUUACCAAAUCUAAUACUGCCCAUCGUUCUGUGAUAAAACCUGUGAUAUUACCGAGAUUUCACCGAGAUUGAUGAGAGGACCUUCUUCUGUGUCUCCGGAAAUGGUUGCUGAUAAUUGUGAGACCUAAUCGGCUUAAUUUCGUCGAAUUAGUUAUUUUCGAGAAACAUAUUAAAAAAGCCUACUAAUUGUAACGACUUGGAACAAAAGUCGCAUACUUAUUCACCGCCGUACUCGAAUUACGUUUAACAGGUGGUUUGCAACUCUGCCAAUACGAGCGCAAUCCAGUCCGAGACUCCAGGCGGCUGGUCAAGCUGCGGCAAGUGUCUAGACGACAUGAGGCUCAUGCAAAGAUUAGCGAUCAGCGGACUGCUGUCCGUGAUCCUGAUCCUUCUUCUAACCGGAACAUUUAUAACACGACGCGAUCUCGCGAAUGUCGUCGAACGAGGCGUCGCGCCGGAAGAACGCAACGAACAGUUGAAUCCGGCCUGGAUACAAGAUAAUGUGGUUCCAGGACAAGAUGAGCCUGAAAUCGAAGAUAAAGAUAAAGAUAAAGAUCGACGUGUAGAUAUCAGACAUAAACAAUUUGAGCCUUCGGUGGUUGAAACGCCAGCUGUAUCUAUUCCUGGCAUUUACGUUAUUAGACCGCCUAAUCCACCUUUGGAUGAUGUGACCAAUCAGCGCCGUGAAAAAGUUAAAGAGAUGAUGAAGCAUGGCUGGGACAACUACGUACGGUACGCAUGGGGGAAAAACGAAUUAAGACCAAUCUCGAAGAGAGGUCAUAGUGCCAGUAUCUUCGGAGCUUCGAAUAUGGGCGCGACUAUCGUCGAUGGACUUGAUACUCUUUAUAUCAUGGGUCUCCACGACGAAUUCAAGCAAGGACGCGACUGGAUUGCCGAGAAUCUGGACUUCGAUAUCAACUCCGAAAUAUCGCUGUUUGAGACGAAUAUUCGUUUUAUGGGAAGCCUGCUUGCCUGUUAUGCUCUCACGGGAGAUGUGAUGUUCCGGGAUAAGGCGGCGCAGCUUGGUGAACGGAUGCUGCCUGCCUUCCAGACGGAAACCGGAAUUCCUCAUUCCCUCAUCAACCUUCAUACCGGGGCCAGUAAGAAUUACGGUUGGGCGAGCAGCGGUUGCAGUAUUUUAUCCGAAAUCGGGACAAUGCAUCUUGAGUUUACCUACUUGAGCGAUAUAACGAAUAAUCCAGUGUUCAAGAGCAAAGUUGAAAAUGUAAGGAAAGUCUUGAAGAGUCUGGAUAAACCAAAGGGUCUAUAUCCGAAUUAUAUCCAUCCAAGAACAGGAAAAUGGGGUCAACAUCAUAUGUCGCUCGGUGGGCUCGGCGACAGUUUCUAUGAGUAUCUAUUGAAAGCUUGGAUCCAGUCAGGCAAGGAAGAUGUCGAAGCACGUGAAAUGUACGACGAUGCUAUAACCGCUAUAACCCAGCAUAUGAUCAAAACAUCCCCUGGCAAACUUGUCUACGUGUCGGAUUUAAAAUAUGACAGGCUUGAGCAUAAAAUGGGUCACUUGGCUUGCUUCGCCGGCGGUAUGUUUGCUCUGGGCGCUAAAACUUUAGAAAACGAGUUGUCUGAAAAAUAUAUGAACAUCGCCGCUGGUUUGACCAACACGUGUCAUGAAUCAUAUGACAGAAGCGCUACGAAACUUGGCCCUGAAGCUUUCCACUUUAUCGAAGGCAACGAGGCCAGAAGCUUAAAAAAUGGCGAAAAAUAUUACAUUCUACGACCUGAGACCUUCGAAUCUUACUUCGUAAUGUGGCGGUUAACAAAGGAUCCAAAAUAUCGCGAAUGGGGUUGGGAGGCGGUUCAAGCAUUGGAAAAACAUUGUCGAGUUCCCGGAGGAUUCACAGGACUUAACAAUGUUUACCUAGUCGACUCGGCGAAAGACGACGUCCAACAAAGUUACUUCUUUGCUGAGACAUUGAAGUAUCUUUAUUUGCUCUUCAGCGACGACGAUCUCAUAAGUCUGGACGACUGGGUAUUCAACUCCGAGGCUCAUGUGCUUCCUAUCAAGGGCAGUCCUCUGUACCGCCCAGCUCCCUCUUUAUAAGCCAGACAAGUUCACGACAUAUUGAACGAUACUGACAAUUCUCGUUCGGCAGUGAUGGAACCGACAGACAUAUAUACAUAUGUGUAUAUAUAAUAUAUGAUAAUAUGACGAUACACAGUGGAUUAAAAUUAUA
Molecule: messenger RNA, 3730 nt
Organism: Trachymyrmex septentrionalis
Lineage: Eukaryota; Metazoa; Arthropoda; Insecta; Hymenoptera; Formicidae
Gene: alpha-Man-Ia
Product: mannosyl-oligosaccharide 1,2-alpha-mannosidase IA
Exons: 10
Coding region: 1873-3597 (574 amino acids)
Biological process (GO): N-glycan processing; carbohydrate metabolic process
Cellular component (GO): endoplasmic reticulum; Golgi membrane
Molecular function (GO): mannosyl-oligosaccharide 1,2-alpha-mannosidase activity; calcium ion binding
Source: RefSeq, a predicted model, not a curated record